AUGAAUUUAUAAUGUGAUACAAAUGAUUCAAACCUUGAGCAUUGGUUGACAUGGCUCUGUUGCGCACAAUAUUCUAUCUACGUUUGUGAUAUGUUACUCUCAAAGCACCAGCCAAACUAUGGCGCCAAUGACAUCAAUGUCUUUUGAGGUUGCAUUUCCAGUAUGAGAUGUUGAGCCUUGGGUGGUCAGAGUGAGUGCUGCAGACGCUUAAAUUGACAAAUAAAAAAUAUAAAAAAAAUGAUGUCAUGUUUGAAUUGACACCACAAAAUGCAAAACAGGCGACAGUACUACUACAUCUAAAAAAAAAUUUUUUUGGUCAACUUGGAAGAUAAAAUAUACUCAGGCGUGGCUCCCAACCUAUCCUAGGGCUAUGCAAUUUAUUUUAUCGCACCAAAAACUUAAAAAAAAACCAAACCACCGUCGAUUGAUGAUAGGCUGUGUGCUUUUGUGUUGAGAAAUCCUCUGAUUACAAACAUGAUACAAAAUACUAGAAAUAUACGUCUUAGCGGUACAUGAAAGGUGAGAGACGAGUUUACAUAAUAAUGAGGUUGUGUACCAUUGUAAAUUUAUAAAUAAGAAAUUAUCUCUGGUAAUAAAGGAAACUUACCAACUUUCUGCAAAGUAUCCCUGUUUUGGACCCCUGCUGCUUGUUAACGGUACAAACGUAGAUUUUGAUCGACUCUAAUACCAUGAGGUGUUUGAUUAACUCUCUCUCUUUUUUCCACAUGGAAGAAUUCCUUUUCCUCCGAAGCAUCUUUGGCAUUAGUGUCGUAUCGUUGAAUAAUUCAUGGAGAUCGAAGAGAAGAGGCGAAAUCAUUGCGCAGGGAUGAACGAAAUGAUGAAGGGUGUGUGCCGCACGUUUAAUAUGCGUGUAAGGAACAACAACAAAAAGGACAUGCAUAUUAGUAUGUAUAAUUGUAGAUAAGACGACGAGAUGUCGAAAAAAUAAACUGAAGGGGCAAAACAUACGAUCGUAUUGAGAAAAUUCCUCAACCAGGAUAAUAAACAGAGGACAUACAAUGAAAAUUCGGUCGUCAUGAUUAUCAAGUCUUUAGUUUUACCGUUAACGGAGUAGCUUUGGUAUCCUCUUUUUGGCGAAGGUCAAAACGUUCUUUGCAUAUUGAUGAUAAUCGGUCGUCUCUCUUUGUGGUAUAGGAAAGCGAUGGAGAACAAAGGUCAACCGUAUGAAGUGAUGUUGGAGAAUAGUACUGGCUUCAACAACCCAAACAACAUUAAAUAUCUUUCUGACUUGAUGGGUCUCGGUCAAGAAAACCAUUCGAAUAUGGUUGGUUUAAGAGAAAAAUUCCUACCUAAUGAAUAUGCGUCUGAAUUAAGGCAGGCGCAGGCUAGUAAGUGGGCGUUCCGAAGUGUGGCCGAAGGUAUAGAUCAUUUCAAGGUCGGCCGCCAUACGGAGGCUUUCCAGUGUCUCAACAAAGCACUUACUGUAGAUCCACGAAACGUCGAAGGACUAGUGGCCCGUGGAGCAUUAUUCGCCAACAGCGGCAGUUUCAAGAAAGCGAUCGAGGAUUUCGAGACAGCGUUGAAGUUGAAUCAAACCCACGCGAACGCCCGCAAAUAUAUGGCAGAAACGCUCGUUGCCUUGGGACGAAGCUACGAAGACGAGAAGAAGUACGAGGACGCGCAAAAAGCGUACGAGAACUGUUUGGCUAUCGCCCCGUAUCACGAAGAUGCUAGGAUCUCCAUCGAGUACAUUAAGUCCAAGACCCUGACGUCCUCUUUGAAUCCUCUGGACACGUUCAAAAGUUUCGAAAAUGAAAACGAUGUCGGUGAAAAUAAAAAGGAGAAGAAGAAACGCAAGAAGGAGAGGAAAUCGCGAUCGAAGAAGAGACAAAGGUGGAGUUCGAGUUCUAGUUCGUCGUCAAGCGGAUCCUCGAGUUCCUCGAGCUCGGAGUCCAGCAGUUCCUCUUCGUCCGGAAGCUCGCGGUCGGCGUCCCGAUCGCCUAGUCGCAAACGGAAACACAAGAAAGAUCAUCGUGGUUCGCUUUCGCCUCUCAGCAAACGUAUGGCUCAAUACAACAAUCCUCCAGCUGCUACAACUGCCGCGCAUGACGUCAUAGCACCAGUAGCCUACAGCUCGAAUGCUCGCGAUAAGAUGGACGACUACGAGAUAAAAGUGCGGAAAUUUUUAGAACAAACCAAGGACGACUCCGAUUAUGAAGAUAAGGUAAGAAAGUUUUUGGAAGAAACAGCUAGAUGGAAGAGGGAAAGAGAGAAGGAAAAGAAACAUUCGGAAAGUGAGAAAAUGAAGAAAAAGAAGAAAAAGGAUAAGAAAGGAAAGGACAAGGAGAAGGAAGAUAAGAAAAGUCGCAAGAAGAAGAAGAAAGAGGAGCGAAAGAAACGUAAAAAUAAGGACAAACUUGAACGGGAUUUAGAAGCACUGAAAAAGUCUUCGUUGCCGGACUUGGAACAAUUGGAGUCAAAACUGAAUGCGUAUUAUGCGAAAGUUGAAAAAGAGACCGCUGUCUUGAAAAGGUAUGUAGCACAGUAUAAUGACAUAGCUUCCCCUCUUAGCAACGCGGAGAAGCUCGCUGAGAGUUCACGAAGGGAGGAGGAGCUGCGCAGAGAGAGGGAAAGGGAGAGAGAUGAAGCUUCGAAAGCGUAUCACGAACGGGAAUCUAGAAUGCCGAUGACCGCGCAGCAACGCAAAGAAAUACAAAGGAAACCGUUAACGGACAUAUUUGAGCAGGAAUCUCAGUUAAUUCAUCCCGAGCCAAAGUUACCAACUCUGGAUACAGCCGCGUUAAAUGCAAAAUGGAAAGCUGCACAGGCCGCUAGGCAAAAGGAUAUUAUUCCGCAAAAAUGGCAAGACGUAUCUAUGGAAAGUAAAAAAAUGCAACCGAACGUAGACAGCGAAGAAGACGACGAUAACGAGCUAGAAGAGAAGUUGCAGCGCGCUGCCCUUGAGAAAUCGAUGAACAUCCGGAAACAAAUGCAACGAGAACUCGCAGAAAAGAGAGCGGCAGCUGCUCAGCCUAUGUCUGCGCCGACUCCACCGCCGUUGCCCAAAGAGCCACCGAUUCCUAAACAGGCGCCAGUCAAAUAUCCCACGCCACAACCACAGAAUAAGUUCCAAUCAUACAAGGACCCUUCGUUAUCCACAGCGCAAGCAGUACCUAGUAAAUUCAGUUCUAGUAACAAUCUCGGUGGCAAAUUCCAGCCAAUCGGGCAAAGUAACAGCGGCGCUGGUCAUCCACCGGAACCGCCGCGACCGCCUCCACCAACGAAGAGUCAGAACCAGGCCAAAGGACCUAGAACGGAUUCUGACAGCGAAGCGGAACGGCAGCACAGACAGACGCCGAAGAAACGCGAGUCGUCUGGCAGAGGAGCAGUGACCAAACGAAUGAGCAGGGACCGUCCGGCGAAACGUUCGCGCAGCAGAUCUCGCAGUGCAUCUAGUUCAGGCUCAUCGAGAUCACGGUCGCCUAGGAGAAGUCGUUCGCGAUCGUACUCGAAUCGACGAUCCGGCAGUUACGAGAGGAAAUACAGCCGUUCUCCGUCAGGCACUUACAGUAGGUCACGCUCUAGGUCACGCUCCAGAUCGUACACUAGGAGUCGCAGUCGCAGCAGGUCUGGGGACAGGAGUUACUAUCGCAAGAGGCAGUUCCGGCCGUACAACAACCGCGGCACUUAUUACAAGCCGCGUUUCCAGGGCUUCAACAAUCCGAAUCAUCGUGGCGGCGGUAACAACUUCCAGAAUCGUAAUCGGUUUUACAACAAUCAGCACAACAAUCGGUUUGGCAACAGACGCGGCGGUGGCUUCAACAAUCGCGGCGGCGGACGCGGACGCGGCGGUAAUCGUGGCGGCAGAUUCUUCCACGGUAAGCAGGGCUUCCGCGACUUCCGGGACAGACGAGACUUCCGUGACCGUCGCGCCGCCUCUCGCGAUCGAUACAGCGAUCGUAGUUACUCUCCCGACCCGAUGAGAAAGGUCGACGAAGCGAAAGAGAAGAUCAACAAAAUGCUCGAGGGUGGCGACGACGUGAUGGAGCACCAGCAGAGUGGCGGAGGAUCGAACGUUCCUCCUAGCAAGAGGCAAGAUGGACCUUUGAGCGAGGGCGAAGAAAGGGAUGACGAUGACUACGAGAGGUGGGGAGAGGGCGAGGGGGGCGACACAGCUAACAAGAAUGAGGAGGUUGGACCUGCCAGCGAUAACCUGGACGGCAAGGAGUACUUCAUUGAGCGCAUGAAGCAGCGAAGCAAGAAUGUUUUAAUGCAGAGAGCCCUUGCCGCUAAGAUUUGGUAGAAAGCCCCGUCGCCGCUGCUGCUUCGAUUCUUCUCCUUCGUCUGUGAUAUAAUUACACUUUUCCUCGGCGUUAGACAUCGACCGGAUCACGUGAGGCAUAGACUUCUUAAUAUUGUUGUACCGAACGAUUUUACUCGGUACAUUUAAACGAAAAAAGAGAAAACUAAUGUCAAGAAGGGGAUAUCGUAGAGAAGUGUGAUGUAAACCCGGUUGCUAUGACGAUCUAGAGAAAUGACAGCUUAUUUGCUUUCACAUUUUAGCUUCUAUCAGGCACAAGCGAAUGUAUGAUAGUUUUACACCGACGAGGAUCACAAGUUAGCGAACCGUUUCACUCGAUCGUCAUAACCGUGCAACGAAUAUCUACGUACGUGGUAAAUAUUCGUAGUAAAAGAAAUGCGUGUAAUCGAGUUUCUCGUGCGGAUCGAACGUGUAGCGUGUUUGUUUCACGCGAAAACGAGUACUCUCGAGAACUCCCCAUUAACGUUUUCUUCUUUCUUUAUCAUUAGCGAAAAUAAUUUUACAUGUAUUUCGACUCUAGUACUUACUUUCGCAUCGUAGCGUCGGGAUUUUUUUUUCUUCUUUUUCUGUUUUUUUUUUUUUGCUUUUUUUUUGUUGCUUUUAACGGAACAGUCGCGUAAGUAUUAAG
Messenger RNA from Colletes gigas, 4910 nucleotides. RefSeq names its product tetratricopeptide repeat protein 14 homolog. The coding region runs from base 1124 to 4264 and encodes 1046 amino acids. The record is from RefSeq and is a predicted model, not a curated record. The transcript is spliced from 9 exons. Gene Ontology annotation, molecular function: protein binding. Lineage: Eukaryota; Metazoa; Arthropoda; Insecta; Hymenoptera; Colletidae.